This is a messenger RNA of Nematostella vectensis (starlet sea anemone), 1727 nucleotides long. Its product is annotated as mediator of RNA polymerase II transcription subunit 19. Bases 203 to 847 code for a protein of 214 amino acids. Gene Ontology annotation, molecular function: transcription coregulator activity; transcription factor binding. Lineage: Eukaryota; Metazoa; Cnidaria; Anthozoa; Actiniaria; Edwardsiidae. The transcript has 7 exons. Gene Ontology annotation, biological process: positive regulation of transcription by RNA polymerase II. Gene Ontology annotation, cellular component: mediator complex. The record is from RefSeq and is a predicted model, not a curated record.
UACCUGGGAGGUUUUGUUCUUGUAAUGGCGGCGAAGAAGGGUCUAAAACCCUUUGGGUAAAAAUACUCACAAUUUAUCCCCAAAACACUCUUUAAUUAUGCUAAAAACGAUGUAGAUCAGUGGAAAUGCUAUUAGUACUCAUGGAAACGUUACUUUGGAAUGUGUGAAAGCUAAACUCGAGCUUGAGAAGUUAUUGAGAAGUAUGGUUUCCACAACAUCGACACCAACUUCGUCCACUCAUACAACAACGACUUCUCCGUUUUAUCUCUUGCGAAACGAGCCUCCGACCCCUACAGACAUCAAUGGCAGCUCGAAUCUUCUUGUACAAAAUGGUCUAGAACAGUCGUAUCAGAAGUUCUGUGGCAAAAAAGUCAAGGAAAAUCUUAGUGCCUUUCUUCCACACCUACCAGGUUAUAUUGAUGAAAAAGGAACCCCAGAAAAUAGCCUAAGGUCUGUGAUUGACAAGCCACCCAUCGGAGGGAAGGAGCUUCUUCCACUUCCAAGCCAUGCACUAUCUGGCUUUAGGCUUAAUCCUGGACCGAUUCCAGAACAGUUUAGAUUUAUGACGCAACAACCCACCAAAAAGAAACAUAAACAUAAGAAGCACAAGAGCCAGGACGGAGAGCGUGCAAAGAGCUUGGUGGAUACAGUCAUAGCGACAGGCCUUCCUGGACAACCAUCUCCUGCUGAUUCUAAACUUGAUGGUGGUCAUGAGAGAAAACACAAGAAGCAGAAGAAACAUGAUGAUGGUGAAAGAAAGAAAAAGAAGAAAGACAAGAAAAAGAAAAAGAGACAUACUCCCGACCCUGUUGGCCCUGGCGAUGGCUCCCAGUCUGGGCGGGUAUAGCAACACAUCUAUGCACAUAAAUUAUUUUAUUGAAUGUGACACAUGUACAGUGCAUGAUAUGAGAGACGGCAAUGUAUAAAUACGUCCAUACCCUAUAGGGAUAGCCAAUUCCCUUUAGUCUAAACAAAAUUACAUUAAACAAAUCUGAAAAGAGUCAAACCUUUGAUGGGAAAAGCCUAUUCCGAGAAGUAAAUACAAGAAAACAAUGUAUACAGCAACUCUAAACACAAAAAUAUGGGUUGUUUUGCUCAGCAUGUUGAGUAGCCAUUGUUUUUCUAAGCUUGAACCUUUCUUUCAAUGAAAGAGUGUUUGAAUAACACUGGCGAAACCCUUCCUUGUAAAAAAGUGGUACAGUAUGGCUUAACGAUAAAACCUCAUGAUGUAUGUAAACCUGUACUAACUACACAAAGGAAAACACGCCCCAUGCCUUUACCAUUAUGGCUUUUGGGGCCAGCAUAGCCAAGACAUUCUGGAGGAGCUACUAUUUCAGUAUAGGUGACACAGUUAUUUAUAGAGGAGAAGUAAAGCUCCCAAGACAGAGUUGAUGUGUAUUGUGAGAGCUCGUUCAAGGGGACAACCCCACCUCCAAAAUUGUGGAACUAUUUCGGAAGCAAUACAAACUUGAUGUUUCGUAAAAUUUAUGAUAAAAGCAUUUCUACUGAUACUCAUUUUCUGUAAAAAAAACCCAUUCUUUAUUGUCUCAUAAAAUAUCUGCCGUAGAGAUGCCUAGGCUCGAUUUCGAGCUCGUUUCUGUGAGCCCGCAGUACGUUCCCCCAUCGCCAAUGAGGCCUAGCGACGGCUGGAAUUCGAGCCUAAAAGAUGCCUUGUUAUCUUUUAUAUUUGGCUAUGUACAGAUAUUAAACAUUCCUUAUCUGUUGAA